Molecule: messenger RNA, 924 nt
Organism: Silurus meridionalis
Lineage: Eukaryota; Metazoa; Chordata; Actinopteri; Siluriformes; Siluridae
Gene: ormdl3
Product: ORMDL sphingolipid biosynthesis regulator 3
Exons: 4
Coding region: 230-691 (153 amino acids)
Biological process (GO): intracellular sphingolipid homeostasis; ceramide metabolic process; negative regulation of ceramide biosynthetic process
Cellular component (GO): endoplasmic reticulum membrane
Source: RefSeq, a predicted model, not a curated record
AGCCAUGGAAACCGCGUGGACGGUCACGGGGGAGGGGGGGGGGUAUUUUCGAGUGAACACUGUCUGAAAUUACUACUAACUACUAACUACUAACUACUGCUAAUAAUAAUUAUUAUUAAACUGCUAAUAGGAAUUAAGAGUUUAAAUCACACUUAUUAUUAUUAUUAUCAUCAGUCAUCAGAAGCAGCUUCACUCACGCAGACGUCCUCGUGUGUACUUCACCAUCACGAUGAACGUGGGCACGGCGCACAGCGAGGUGAACCCUAACACACGCGUGAUGAACAGCCGGGGCAUGUGGCUGUCCUACCUGCUGGGCAUCGGCCUCCUUCACAUUAUCCUGCUCAGCAUCCCGUUCGUCAGUGUGGCCGUGGUGUGGACGCUCACUAACCUCAUCCACAACAUGUGCAUGUAUCUCCUGCUACACACAGUAAAGGGGACUCCGUUCGAGACCCCGGACCAGGGCAAGGCUCGACUUCUCACUCACUGGGAGCAGAUGGACUACGGUGUACAGUUCACAGCCUCGCGCAAGUUCCUCACCAUCACACCCAUUAUACUGUACUUCCUUACCAGCUUCUACACCAAGUACGACCGGAUCCACUUCUUCAUCAACACAUUGUCUCUGCUCACUGUGCUCAUCCCCAAGCUUCCUCAGCUGCACGGAGUUCGUCUCUUCGGGAUUAACAAGUACUGAAGUACUCGCUUUUCCGCUCAUUCCCCGAACUUUGGGUUCUCCACCUGGACCGUGUCUUCAGAUUCAGAGGGUUUCGAUGAAGCACAGCAAGAAGCGUUGAGCAAAAAAAAAGAAAAAGAAUGGAAACUUUGACACCGAACGUUCGUGCUCGGAUUGUGAAUCGAUUUCAUAGGUGCCAGUCAUCGAUUUGCCUGGGAUUUUCCACCAAAAUAUUAAAGGAGAUGGUUUAUUUC